AUGAAUUUCAUUUCGCGACGUUCACCGGUGUUGUCUCUCAAAGGAUCUGUCGCCGCUAGCCAGCCACUAGCAGUCCGAGCUGGAGUGUCAAUUCUGGAGAAGGGCGGAAAUGCUGCCGAUGCGGCUGUGGCUGUUGCUGCAGCUCUGAACGUCACAGAGCCUUGCAGCACUGGACUAGGAGGAGACAGUUUCUGCCUUUUCUACGACAACGGUACAAAGGAAGUGCACGGUCUCAAUGGAAGUGGUCGAUCUCCUACAAAUCUUACACUUGACUUACUUCAAGAACAAGGAUAUGGGAAGCACAACUUACUACCGAUACGGCAUGCUUACAAUGUUACAGUUCCUGGAGCAGCAGCAGCAUGGUUAGAUACAAUAGAAACGUUUGGCAGUGGCAAGAUAUCUCGUAGUGAAAUACUGCAACCAGCUAUAAAUUUAGCAACAGAAGGAUUUCCAGUGUCCGCUAUUACCGCGUAUAGUUGGAAUGCAGGAGUCGAUUGUUUGCUGAUGAAAAGAAAUCCACAUGGUCGGACAUUGCUGUUGCACGACAAAGCACCUCUUGCUGGUGAAGUGAUGAGAAUGCCAGUGCUGGCAAAGACCUUAAACUCUUUAGCUGUCGAUGGUAAGGAUGGUUUCUACAAGGGCAGAAUUGCCAAAGCAAUUGCUGAUAUCGUGCAAAGCAAUGGUGGUGUUUUAUCUGUCGAAGACAUGGAACAACAUGAAACAACCUUUGACAAUCCAAUCAAGGUUACCUAUAAAGGAAUCAAUGUGUGGGAGAUGCCCCCCAAUGGACAAGGAAUCACCGCUCUGUUAGCAUUGAAUUUACUCAAAGGCAUUGAUACUAAAGGUAUGGGCCAUAAUUCAAUAAAAUAUUUGAGUACACUUAUACAAGCCAUGCAGCUCGGCUUUGCUGAUAGUCAAUGGUACUGUGCUGAUCCGGCGAUGGUACCUGUCCCUGUAGAAGAACUUCUGUCUGAUAGCUAUGCUGCCAAGAGGAGGUUGCUGAUCAAUCCCAAUAGGGCUCUUGAUCGAUGGCACCAAGGCUCUCCGACGAGUUCCAGUGACACGGUGUACUUUUCUGUCGUUGACUCACAAGGCAAUGCCUGCUCAUUUAUCAACAGCAAUUACAUGGGAUUUGGAACUGGACUGGUGCCAGACGGGUGCGGAUUCACAUUACAAAAUCGAGGAGCAAACUUCUCUCUACAGCAAGCUCAUCCUAAUGUUGUGGCUCCACGAAAGCGGCCAUAUCACACUAUAAUUCCUGGGAUGGCAACGUUUGCAGACUCGGGUGAUCUGUAUGCCAGCUUUGGAGUAAUGGGUGGGUUCAUGCAGCCUCAAGGACAUGUCCAGGUAUUGCUCAAUAUGAUUGAGUUUGAUAUGGAUCCACAAGCAGCCUUGGAUAUGCCACGUUUUUGCAUUAUGAAUGGAAAAGAAACGUCGACCGAAAGUGAGGUGGCAAUAGAAGAAGGCAUAGGACAGCAGACUCUGCAUGCGUUGGCUUCAUUAGGAUACAGAGUUCGUGGCCCCAUAUGCAAUUAUGAUAGAGAACUAUUUGGAAGAGGGCAGAUUAUUCAGAAGAGGUUCGACAAGAAUAAUAUGACAGUUUACUGGGCAGGCUCUGACGGACGGGCUGAUGGACUAGCUCUUGCUUCUUUGCUGUAAUUACUUGGCAUUGCACAUUACAUUAGGAACAUUAUUAUUUAUGAAACCACUGAGGUAAAUCCAAUCUGCUCGUUCUUCCAUAUUGCAUAGUCUCGUUAAUUAAUGUACUCUACAAGAGGGAAUCCUCUGAGC
Messenger RNA from Corticium candelabrum, 1791 nucleotides. RefSeq names its product glutathione hydrolase-like YwrD proenzyme. Bases 1 to 1659 code for a protein of 552 amino acids. The transcript has 8 exons. NCBI's taxonomy places the organism in Eukaryota, Metazoa, Porifera, Homoscleromorpha, Homosclerophorida, Plakinidae. The record is from RefSeq and is a predicted model, not a curated record.